UCUCAAUAGUAAGACUAACUGUUGAAUUAUGGCUGUAAGGUGGUGUUUGGUUCAAGUACUGGCACUGUGUGCAGUCUGUCAUGCUCUUCCACAGUGGAGUAAUUUGCCCCAGAACCCUCAAACUCUGAUGGUCCAGCAAACUGACCAGCGGUUUCAACAGCCUAAUCAGAAGUUUCCUCAGAGGUUUCAGUUUCAGAAACCAGUGGUGCAGGCAGAGCUCCUCGAUAAAUGUGCUGUAGCUGAUUACGAGCAGAUCCAGUGUGGACAACCUGGUAUCAGUGCUGCUGAAUGUCAAGUUAUCAACUGCUGCUUUAAUGGACAGCAGUGUUACUAUGGGAAGGCAGUGACUGUCCAGUGUAUAAGAGAUGGUCAGUUUGUGGUAGUGGUGGCUAGAGAUGUUACACUGCCUCGACUGAGUCUGGAUUCGGUCCGUCUACUGGGUGGAAAUGACCCACCUUGUGGUCCUGUGGGGUUCACACCUUCCUUUGUUAUUUACCAGUUCCCUGUGACCGCCUGUGGCACGAGCAUGAUUGAGGACAAUGGUUAUGUGGUGUAUGAGAACCGAAUGACCUCUUUGUAUGAAGUGGGGAUUGGACCACUUGGGUCCAUCACAAGGGACAGCCAUUUUGAGCUUCUCUUCCAGUGUAGGUACUCUGGUACUUCUGUGGAAGCUCUGGUUGUGGAGGUGAACACUGUUCCUCCACCUCCACCAGUAGCUGCCCCUGGACCCCUCAGGGUGGAGCUUAGACUGGCCAAUGGUCAAUGUGUCACCAAAGGGUGUGCAGAAGGGGAUGAGGCCUACACGUCCUACUACAGUGACGCUGAUUAUCCGGUCACAAAAGUCCUGCGAGAGCCAGUGUAUGUUGAGGUGCGCAUUUUGGAGAGGACUGACCCCAACCUUGUCCUGAUGCUGGGACGCUGCUGGACAACUUCAACCCCCAGUCCACUCGGUCUGCCCCAGUGGGACCUGCUGGUUGAUGGAUGCCCUUACCAGGAUGAUCGUUACCUGACCACGUUGGUGCCAGUGUUUGGAUCAUCUGGUCUUCAGUUCCCAACCCACUACAAGCGCUUUAUUGUGAAGAUGUUCACGUUUGUAGAUCCGGCAUCACUGGCUCCUCUGCAGGAAACUAUCUUUAUCCACUGUAGUACAAAGGUGUGUCAUCCAUCUUCUGGCUCCUGUGAGCAAAGCUGCUACAGUAAGUGCAGAGACACUCCUGUCAAGACCAUCUCUAGUGAGCAGACUGUGGUUUCUAGUGGAGAAGUUACUCUGGUCAUGUAAAUCUAGUGGUUUCAAUAAACUUUGGGAUACAAAGAUCA
This is a messenger RNA of Sinocyclocheilus grahami, 1317 nucleotides long. Its product is annotated as zona pellucida sperm-binding protein 4-like. Bases 29 to 1279 code for a protein of 416 amino acids. Gene Ontology annotation, molecular function: structural constituent of egg coat; acrosin binding. Gene Ontology annotation, biological process: prevention of polyspermy; binding of sperm to zona pellucida. The transcript is spliced from 8 exons. Lineage: Eukaryota; Metazoa; Chordata; Actinopteri; Cypriniformes; Cyprinidae. The record is from RefSeq and is a predicted model, not a curated record. Gene Ontology annotation, cellular component: egg coat.